AUGGCCACAGCUAGCAUACAGACUCGAGCAAGGUGUUCAAUCGAUAGUGGUUUACCGGCAGAUUCUGCAUUUGGUCAAGAGGAUAUGGAACCCGAUGAUGUGGUUACUGAUAUUGGUCACUUGACGCUGAACGAAAGCGUAGCGCCCGAUGGCACAUCACCAAAAAAGCCCACGGAUUUGGAAGCUGCAUUGACGGCAGGACGUUUGGAUCUGGCCGACUACUUUUGGCGUGCGCAUCACACACACAACCGAGGGCAACCUUUGAUUGCAUACGACCUGAUGAAAGCAGCUAUUCAGUCUCGUCAAUUACCGGUCAUUCGUUUCCUUACGGAAAGAAAUGUCUCAGUGAACUGCACCGAUCGAAAUGGCGAAACACCUCUUCAUCAAGCUGCACAAACCGGUUGCUUGGACAUUGUCGAAUACUUGGCAACAGCUGGAGCACAAAUCGAUGCAGUUGAUUGCGUAAGUCAGUUGCAAGGAACAGGGAGGUGA
This is a messenger RNA of Echinostoma caproni, 492 nucleotides long. The record is from the annotation of a GenBank genome assembly. Lineage: Eukaryota; Metazoa; Platyhelminthes; Trematoda; Plagiorchiida; Echinostomatidae.